Phyllopteryx taeniolatus (common seadragon) is the source of this 7127-nucleotide messenger RNA. RefSeq names its product sortilin 1b (gene sort1b). NCBI's taxonomy places the organism in Eukaryota, Metazoa, Chordata, Actinopteri, Syngnathiformes, Syngnathidae. The transcript has 20 exons. Gene Ontology annotation, biological process: vesicle organization; endocytosis; Golgi to endosome transport. The record is from RefSeq and is a predicted model, not a curated record. The coding region runs from base 343 to 2805 and encodes 820 amino acids. Gene Ontology annotation, molecular function: protein binding. Gene Ontology annotation, cellular component: membrane; Golgi apparatus.
AGCAAUCCUUAUUACACUGCGCGGAGGUACAGAGCCAAAAGGCACACAAUUGCCCGCUCGCUCGGUGUCCACUGGACCAGUUACAGUCAUUGGUGUUCAGCUACCAUCGUCAAUUAUUUAAUUUUUUUAAACAUUAUUCCCUAGAUUUCAUGGCCCAUCUGGCUGAUUUCACGUCGUGAAAUUAUUGCUGUCAGCUGCACUUGUUUUGGUGAUGUCAUCCACACCGCCAAAGCCCGUACCGACCUUCAAUUCGAUCAAGGCUUGAAUAUACAUUGUAUUUAUUUAUAUAUUUUAAAACUCUUUUAGUUUUUUUUUUGGUUUUGUUUUUUUAAAGAUUGAGCUAUGGUAGCAACGAGGAUGGGACUUUCGCUGCGCUGCUCCUUGCUGUUUUCCCUCUUAACUCUGACAGCCGGCGUACAUUAUCUCCCGGACCUCGACAAAGCGGCCGGACGGGCGCUUUUUGCUCGAGAUUCGAACCGAGCCAAGAGUUCCGCGGUGGCCCCUCGGCCGCAUGGCGUGAAGAAGAGGAGCGACCCGCCGGACGCCUCCUGCGACGCUCUUAAAGGAAAAGAGGCCAAGUUGGACAAUAACACGCACUGUCAUACUUUCAAUGACUUGAGUGGAUCAGUGUCACUGGCCUGGGUUGGAGAUGGUACAGGGGUCAUCCUAGCUUUGACCACGUUUCAGGUUCCCUUCUUCAUGAUCAAACUUGGACAGUCUAAACUCUAUCGAAGCGAGAACUAUGGCAAGUCCUUCCUGGAUGUCACUGACCUCAUCAACAACACCUUCAUCCGAUCGUCGUUUGGCAUUGCUAUCGGCCCUGAAAAUUCUGGCAAAGUGAUCUUGACAGGUGAGGUGUCCGGUGGUCACCGCUCUCGGAUCUUUGUCUCGAGCGACUUUGGAAAGAGUUUCACCCGCCAGGAGCUGCCCUUCAACCCACUCUCAGUCAUCACAUACAAUCCCGAGAAUUCCAAUGUGCUGCUGGGCCUCAGCAACAAAAAAGAGCUGUGGCUGACGAAGGAUUUUGGCCGCAAUUGGAAAAAGGUCCAUGACAUGGUGUGUAUGGUGAAAUGGGGGAUGAAGAAUUCCAUCUUUUUUUCAACCAAUCCCAAUGGAUCCUGUAGUGAACGCGGCGUGCUGGAGAUCAGGAGGACCAUGGAUUUCGGGCAAACAAUCAAGACCGUCGCUACCAAGAUAUACUCCUUUGGUAUCGGCGGUCGCUUCCUGUAUGCUUCUGUGAUGACUGGCAAGGGCACUCUGAGGAUGAUCCAUGUGUCGGUGGACCAGGGCGACACUUGGAACAUGGCCCAGUUGCCUGCCAUCGGUCACAAGCAGUUCUACUCUAUCUUGGCAGCAAGCAAUGAAAUGGUCUUCAUGCACGUCGACGAGCCGGGAGAUUCUGGCGUUGGCACAAUUUAUGUAUCGGAUGACCGGGGCACCAUCUUCUCCAAGUCACUGGAGCGCCACCUUUACACCACCACAGGAGGCGAGACUGACUUCACCAACAUCACUUCCCUGCGAGGAGUUUUCAUCACUAGCGUCCUCGAAGAAAGCUCUAUAAUGUCUGUGGUGACUCGUGACAUGGGAGGGGAGUGGUCUAGCUUGCAGAAGCCUGCCAACAGUGAGUGUGACUCGACAGCCAAGGACCCGGAACAGUGCAGUCUCCACAUCCAUGCGUCAUACAGUACUGCAAUGAGGCUCAACGUCCCCAUGCUGCCCCUAAGUGAACCAAACGCUGUGGGCAUAAUAUUAGCUCAUGGGAGUGUCGGCGACAGCAUCUCUGUGAUGACCCCUGACGUGUACGUGUCCGACGAUGGAGGGUACACGUGGACAAAGGCUCUGGACGGGCCACAUCAUUACGCCAUUCUGGACUCUGGCGGGCUGCUGGUGGCUGUGGAGCACAGCCCCAAUGAACCGAUCGACAAGAUCAAGUUCUCGACUGACGAAGGGCAGUGCUGGCACAUGUACAAGUUCACUGAGGAGCCCAUCUUCUUCACGGGCCUGGCUUCAGAACCGGGCGCCCGCUCCAUGAAUGUCAGCAUCUGGGGCUACGAAAACAACAUCCUCAGCCAGCACUGGAUAUCCACCACCAUUGACUUCCGGGAUCUCCUCACCAGAAACUGCACGGAUGACGAUUAUGUGAAUUGGUUGGCACACUCUGAUGACAUCGGCAACCCCAACGACGGCUGCAUCCUGGGCUACAAGGAAACGUUCCAGCGUCUCCGCAAGGAUUCCGUUUGCUGGAACGGACGAGAUUACUUGGUCAGCACGCAGCCUACGCCUUGCCCGUGCACUUUGGACGACUUCCUUUGUGACUUCGGAUAUUACCGCAAAGAGAAUAGCUCAGAGUGUGAGGAGGAGCCAGACCUGAAAGGCAAAGUACUGGAGUUCUGUCUGCACGGCCGAGAGGAACAACUGCGGACCCACGGCUACAGGAAAAUCCCAGGUGAUAAAUGUCAGGGAGGUAUGAUUCCUGAACGCAAAGAGAUUGACCUGAGUGAGAGGUGCGUAAGUGAUCUGCUGGGCCCGGAGAUUCAGAUAGAAGGCCACUCCUCAAAAUCUGUAGCCAUUGUGAUAACAAUAGGCAUCAUGCUCCUGAGCAUCGCAGCCGGAGUUGUCUUCAUCAAGAAAUACGUCUGCGGUGGCAGGUUCUUGGUCCACAGAUACUCUGUGCUGCAGCAACACGCCAACGACAACGGGGUGGAGGGCGUGGACGACCCACUGGACGAUCCGCUGGACAGUAACCACGGCGCCAAUGGGAAGAUUGACUUUCACGAUGACUCUGACGAGGACCUGUUGCAGUAGCAAGCGGAAGGAAGCCUAUCAAUGCCUGGGACACUCCUUCCAUCACACUACUUCCUUAUUUGGAUACUACUUUGAUCUGGUGUCACUCUGCUGUCCUCUUCCCAAGUCCGAUUGUACACGCUCACAAGUGAAGAGAAAUUGGUUUGGAAGCAAAUGUGUAAGAUUCACACUUGAAAUAAUAAGCACAACUCCAUGCUUCAAUUUGAUGAUAAUGAAAUGUACUUACUUCAUGCAUGUAAAACACCUCCACGAUGUAAUAUAGCUCCAGCUGCUGUCCUUGAUAAAUGAACGCAAAACUCUCUCAAGACAAUUCAUGUCAACCUAGUUGUGUUUCCAAGUUGGACUACAAACCCUAAAAUUCUCCCAUUGACAUGACUUAACCAAAUGUAUUUUCCAUAGCGCUCGUCUUCAUUAGGGUUGUGUUGGGCCUUCUUUACACUGUGCGAUGCGGUCGAACCUGAUAGAACCGGACCAUCGCAUAAAAAUAAGAGCUGCCCAAUGAGCGAUUGGAUAUAUGGAUGCCCUGAACAGCGAGCCUGUAUAAGCGUUUGAUGCUAAAAAAUACACAGUAUAUCAUACUUCAUCACAUUUAUUAAACCAUAUAGAUUAAUAUUUAAGAAAGCAGCAGGUUGGUAAAAAGAGUGGACGUGGGUGAGACUAAAACUGAGGGUGUAAAUAUUUUAAGUCUCGCUGGCUCCCCUUAGUUUGAACGAACCCAGCAAAGUACAGUGCCCCAGGAAGUUUUCACACCCCUUCACGUUUUCCACAUUUUGCUGUUACUUAUUCUAAAGCUGAUUUGAGUAUAGUUUUCUUUUUAAAAAAUUACAUAAAAUAUCCCAUAAUGACAAAGUCAAAACAUAUUUUUAGACAUUUAUGUAAAUAUAAACAUUCAAACAUAACAGGUACAUAAGUAUUCACACCCUUUGCUAUGACACUCAAAGUUAAGCUCAGUUGCAUCUGAUUUCCACAGAUCAUCCUUCAGAUGCUUUUACAACUUGAAUGGAGUCCCCCUGCGGUUAAUUCAGUUGAUUCAGUUCAGUUGAUUGAACAUCAUUUGAAAUGGCACAGACCUGUCUAUAUAAGGUCUCAUAAUUGGCAGUGCAUAUCAGAGCAGAAACCAAGCAAUAUAGCCUAAGGAAUUGUCUGCAGACCAGUGUGUCAAGGCACAAAUCUGGGGAAGAAUACAAAAGAAUUUCAGCAGCAUUGAAGGUCCCGAAUAGCACUGUGAUCUCGAUUAUUCAGAAAUGGAAGAAGUUUGGAACUACCAGGACCCUCCCUAGAUCUGGCCAGCCGACAAAGGUGAGUAACCGGGGAAGAAGGGCCUUGGUCAGAGAGGUGAACAAGAAACCUAUGGUCACUAAGGCGGAGCGCCGGUGUUCUCUUGGAACCAUGCAGAAGGUCAACCAUUGCUAACGCACUCCACUAGUCGGGCCUUUAUGGUAGAGUGGCCAGAAGGAAGCCACUCGUCACUAAAAGGCACCUUAAGGAUUCUCAGACCAGCAGAAACAAAAUUCUCUGGUCUGAUGAAACCAAAAGUAGAACUUUUUGUCCUGAAUUGCAAGCAUCAUAUCUGGAAAAUAGGAGGCACUGCACAUCACCUGGCUAACACCAUCCCUACUGUGAAGCAUUGUAGUAGCAUCAUCAUCAUGCUGUGGGGCUGUUUUUCUGCUGCAGGAACUGGGCGACUAGUCCGCAUAGAGGGUAAAAUGACAGCUGCCAAAUAUAGAGAAAUUCUCAGAGAACUUGCUCCAGAGUGCUCUGGAACUCUGACUAGUGCGUUGAUUCACCUUCCAACACGACAAUGACCCAAAGCACGCAGCCAACAUCAUAAAGGAGAAGUUUCAGGAGCAGCCUGUGAAUAUCCUUGAGUGGCCCAGCCAGAGCGGACCUGAAUCCAAAUCGAACAUCUCUGGAAAGACCUAAAAAUGGGUGUCCACCGAUGCUGCCCAUCCAACCUGACUGACCUUGCGAAGAUCUGCAGAGAAGAAUGGGAGCAAAUGCCCCAAAAUAGGUGUGCAAAGCUCGUAGAGACAUACCCAAGAAGAUUUGAGGCUGUGAUUCCUGCCAACGGUGCUUCAGCAAAAUAUUAAGCCAAGGGUGUGAAUACUUGUGUACCUAUUAUGUUUGAAUGUUUAAUUUUUUUUUAAUACAUUUGCACAACUGUCUGAAAAUGUUUUGCUUGGUCAUUGUGGGAUAUUUUAUGUUAAUGUUUUUAAAAGAAAACUACGCUCAAAUCAGCUUUAGAAUAAGUCUGUAACAGCAAAAUGUGGAAAAAGUGAAGGGGCGUGAAUACUUUCUGGUGGCAUUGUACAUACCGGUGGCAUUGUACAUUAAUCCUCACGCACAUUAGAAAUUAAAAAUGUAGUUAAGUAUUGUUGUAAAACACAAUAUUUGAUAUUUUGUAUACUGUAAUUAUGUGGUUUAGGGGCAGUACGGCGGUCAUUCUGUCUCGCUUGGUUAAAACACGGAAAGGUAUUUUUAGCCUCUGUGAAAGCUUAUGUAUCUUUGAAUUAGUUGUAAUCUGCGACAGUGUGCGGCGGAGAUUCAAAUUUUGAAUCGCAGCAAAACAAUUGGCAGAAUGAUCAGCCAUUCAUGAAGACAGCUGCCAAACCACGCACACUGGGCGACAGUUCAGUCGGGCUCAACCGCGUCGCUCGGUGUGCUACAGCAAUUAGGGUGACUUGUUGUCUGUUACAGCUGACUUUGGCCAAGAGGCAGGGUACAACUUGGACUGGUAACCUGUCAAUCACAGGGCAAAUAUAGACAAUGAACUGUUUAACCUUUGUGGUCCAGGAACCUUAGGUGUCCAGAAUCCUUUUGAGUUCCAAGAACCUUUGUGGUCCAGGAGUCUUACCUUAGAUCGCCAAGAACCGUUGGGGGUCCAGGAGACUUUGAGAUCCAGGAACCUUACCCUUAGAUGUCCAUGAAAUCUUCAAGGUCCCAAACCUUUUGAGUCUAGGAACCUUGUACAGCCAAAAGCCUUUGGACUCCAGGACCCUUCAAGGUCCAGUAACCUUGUACAUUCAGGAGCCUUUGGGGUCCAGGAGCCUUUGGAGGCUAGGAACCUUACCUUAGAUGUCCAGAACUCUUUGCUGUGCAGUAACCUUAGACAUCCAGGAAACUCAGACAUCCAGCAGCCUUUGGGGUUCAGGAACCUUAGGAACUGUUUUAGAUCAAGGACGCUAGGAUCCCUUUUAAGUCCAGAAGCCAGGAGCCUUUGAUGCCCAUGACCUUUUCAGCUUCUGGAAUCUUAAGACGUCAACCAAUGGACAACUUUUGGGGCGUUCCAACUUGAAGGCAGCGCUGUACUUUUCAGUUUUAGCAGUACAAAGCUAAAAGUUUAGUCAUAAUCACAGGCCUGUUUGUUGUGAUUUCAACAGCUUUGUACUCAAAACUUUAGGAAAAAUUGCUAUGCAGCUCAUUAGGGGACAUGACACCACUUGGUACAUCAACCAUGAAUUUAGUGUAAUUUGUCAUGAGAAAACACAGGUGUACUGUAAUUGAAUGAUGGAAAUCAAGACAAGAAAGGUUGACACACAAAUGUGUAAAUAAUAAGUUUGUUUUCCUUUUAACUUUGAUGUACAUUUAUACUAUUAAUUCAAAUCUUGGUACUACUAACACAAUUGGCUCGACUGUGAAGUAUUUUCUUUUCACAAUAUUAAAAUAGCCUCCAGGUGUCUUAACAAAAGCUCUGAUAGACUAACAAAAAGGAUCAAUAAGCGUGGGAUUAUGUAAAUUAGUCUCACUGUGACAUCACAAUCCGACAAAUUUCAGAAGGGCUUACUCGCAGACACAUUUGGAAAUAGCUAACAAAAAAUGUACUUUUGUUGUUUAAUUUGACACCUGAUGGCACUCCACACACCAAACUUUUGUAUAUACAUUACAACAUAUUACAUUGGUAAAUUUUACGUAACAUCCCCUUGAAAUGGUUUUUAAUUCCCUUUUCUUGAGACAUUUGCACUACUUUCAUACCUUUUUUUUAUUUGUUCUUGGCACGUUCAGAGUGCAGUAAACGUGGUGUGGGUCUUAUUUGACAAAUGGCUAGCCUAAUAGCAUAAGUGCCUAAAUCCAGAUGCCUCGAUUCAACCUUUGUGGAUUACCAUAUAGAGGACUUUUUAUUUUUUUCAGAAAGCACGCCAAGUUAAAAAUGACUUCGGCAAUUAUGCUAUUAGGCUAAAGAAAUAGGUGAUAUCACAUUUUUCUUACCAUCUAAAAAAAGUCCAAUUUAAUAGUUGUAAAAAUGCAAUAUUUAUAUCUGCUGUUUGUAUCAUUUCAGGCAAUUUUAUCUUUGGGUUUGGCAAUAAAUUUCUAUUGUUCCUCUA